AUUUAAGCCCAAAGCAAUUCCAACGUUUGGUUAUGGAACUGGGAAGAUCUGGCUUGAUGAUGUCAGAUGCAAUGGUUCUGAAGUGAUGCUGAGUAGCUGCACACACAGACCGUGGGGUGCUCACGACUGCAGUCACGAUGAAGACGUUGGCAUCAUAUGUGAUGAACGUAGCAUCAGCAUGAAGUUGACUCCGGGUUACAGCAGCGGCUUGCUGCAGGUGCAUCACUCGGGCAGCUGGGGAACUGUGUGUGAUGACGGAUUUGGUCAAGUCGAGGCUUCUGUUGUGUGCCGGGCGCUUGGUUAUCAAGGUGGAAGAGUGAAGAACGAAAUGGCCCCCCUGAGUCCAAUGACCAUGUGGUUAGACGACGUCAAAUGUAGCAUGAAGAAUACCCAUCUGCAGGACUGCAAGCAUGGAGCGUGGGGAAGGACUGAUUGUGGAAACGAUGAAGCUGUUGCCGUGGAAUGUUUUUCUUUUGCAGAAGGCAGGCGCAUUAGUCUUAAAGAACAUUUUGCUAUUUAUAGAUAAUUAUUUGUUCGUUUUAAUCCAGCACUAAUGUUAAGAAUAAUUAUCCGAUCAUAAUUCCAUGUCCCUCUGAACAUCAGUGAGUGAAUGUUGUUAAACAUCAUUAUUCCAGCUAUGUCACGGCGCCUGUAAACAAUUUGGAUCAGACAAACCAGUGAUCGAUGUGCCUGACCAACGCGGCUACGCUUAUUACGGCCAUGUCAUCGUGACCCUCUAUGUCAAUCUCACUUCUUUGAGACAUCAAUACUUCAGUUGUCUCCAUGUCAUCUCGGCCGGCAUAUAUUCUGGAAUUCUUGCUGAUAAAUGUUGUUGCAUGUUGAAAUCAGGUUUCACAGCUGCUCGACUAGUCUCCACCACUAAGCAGCCGGCACAAGGGACCCUGGAGCUGUAUUACAAGCAACAGUGGGGGCGAGUCUGUAACUCUGGCUUCAAUGUCAAGGAAGCUACUGUUGUAUGUAGGAUGCUGGGAUACCUCGCCAAACACUCGAGUGUGAUACCCGUGAACGUCACCUCACCGCGGCCGAUGGUUCUGGACAGAGUCCAGUGUCUGGGUACAGAGCCGUCACUGAACGAGUGUCUACACUAUCCUUGGAAUGACACCAGCUGCUCAUCCACCUCAGCUGUCGGGAUCAAGUGUUCCAUGGAGUGUAACCAGAUUCACCUAGAGCCAACAGGGAACCUCCUCAAUGUGCCCCGUGGUCAAGAUAUCAGUGUUAAAUGUGUGGUGGACAGCAGUACAACUACCCCUCCUGUGUCACCCUUUAUAUGGAUUUACAACACGCAAUACUAUAGUGGCCAAGUCUUUCGGAAAACCAUCACCUCGAAAUCUGAUUCUGGAAAUUUAACCUGCAGCUUUAAGAAUAAGCGUGCUUCCACUUAUAUCAACGUCUUAUAUCCUCCUAGAAUCCACUUGGAGCCAGACACUGUUGAGGUUGCUGUUGGAGGAGACGUUCACGUGUUGUGUGUAGUUGACGACGCCAACCCGUCGGUGACAACAUUCACAUGGCUCCACAACGGGCUGCUCACCACUGGAGCGACGUUUACUGCACUGAACGUGUCCAAGUCUGACAGAGGGGAACUGUACUGCUAUGCUGACAAUGGCCAGAAGGGGAUGACACCUGUACGUGCAGUCAUGACGAUAAAUGUGAAAUAUCCCCCUGAAAUACACUUGGAGCCAAGACAAGAUCGGAUCAAUGUGCUGCGUGGUGGUGACGUGACUGUUGUCUGUGUUGUCGAUGCCGCCAACCCUGCCGUCUUCUUGUUCAUGUGGAAUCACAACAACGAUAUCACCUAUGGACAGACGUUUACAAAAAACAACGUGUCUAAGUCUGACACAGGGAGACUCUACUGCACUGCUGACAACGGAGAAGUGACUGCCAGUGUGGGAUCACAGAUUGUUGUUGUGUAUCCACCUGAAAUCCACCUUGAACCCAGUGUUGAGGUUCUAAGUGUCCUGCCUGGCGUCGAUGUUACAGUUGUGUGUGUUGUUGAUGACGCGAACCCCGCCGUCUCGUCCUUCACGUGGAAUCAUAAUGGCAAUGUCACGUGCGGACAGAAUUAUACGAAACAAAAUGUUUCCAAGUUUGACCCUGGAAGUCUUUCCUGCACUGCUGCAAAUGACGAAGGAAACACCACUAUUCGGACAACCAUUGCUGUGGUUUCGGUGGGUAGAACGUCAGUAUCCAGCGCUCAGACCCCAACUCUAGUUGUUGUGGCGGGGAGUGUUGCAGCUGUCCUCAUCCUCGUUCUCGUCAUUGAAAUCCUCCACCUCAUCCUAAAACUAAACACAACAGAAGAUCAAAGACUGAAAGACUCGGAAUCAAAAAGGACAUUCAGAAGAAUCAAAGUGAAACGACAACAUAACCACCUCACCCUACCAGUACCAGAGUCAGAGUCUCGUCAUGUCUAUACGACUGUUGGACUGAACUUGCCGGACACUGACGCGCAAACUGCAAAUCUUUAAUAUGUCGGCGUUAACAUUAUGGAAACGUUGUCAUGGAAGGAUGUAAUUAGGUAUGGACAAAGCAGUGGCUUCCAUCUCGAAUGGCGACGAAAGCUGAUCGUCCACCAUUCAUUCUAUGCGAAGUGGAAUCCAGCGUCUAUAUACAAAUUCUAAGCAAGCAUUUGGUUACUUUUGACCGCAUUUAACUGAAGAUAAUCACUUUGGACCUUUCCUCAUACGCCCUAUCACACCCACACAGGGUAUGGGGGCAAUCGGGAGCGAUAUAAGUGAUUAAUUAAGGAAAUGGAUUUAUGAAGAUAAUCUUAGAUAUAGCUUCGUCUUCCAUAAUUGACUGUCAAUGUUUAUUCUUCAUUGUUUUUCGUGAUCUACUAAGAGUAUUAUUACAACGCAUGUGACCCUUGUCACCUUCUACAGAUAGUCUUAGGCCACUGUCUUGCAUUUCUGCUUUGGUUUGUACAGAAAACGCGUCUGGUUUCCAUCUAACGACCAUCUUCCCGAGGCAAGAGAGUUAACUGACUUUAAAGGCCCAGUUUCCAUCCUUGCCGAACUUGUCUGGAAUUCCUGGGGUCGAUCGUUGCGCUGGGAUAUAUGUGGCCCUUCUUAGCCUCUCCUAUGGACCAAUCAGAUACCACCUCUUGUAUCGAUUGCAAUUGUUUCAAACAAAAUGACGGCGCACAGUCAAGACGAUUUGAUCGAUAACCAAGAUCUAUUUUGCGAUAAAACGGGUCUUACGUCGCGAAGUGUAUCAAAUCACGCGAGCACCUUGAUUAAUAAACAUGAAAAGAUCUGGAA
Molecule: messenger RNA, 3278 nt
Organism: Haliotis rufescens (red abalone)
Lineage: Eukaryota; Metazoa; Mollusca; Gastropoda; Lepetellida; Haliotidae
Product: B-cell receptor CD22-like
Exons: 12
Coding region: 837-2486 (549 amino acids)
Cellular component (GO): membrane
Source: RefSeq, a predicted model, not a curated record